Messenger RNA from Scheffersomyces stipitis CBS 6054, 2860 nucleotides. RefSeq names its product Stp1p (gene STP1). Lineage: Eukaryota; Fungi; Ascomycota; Pichiomycetes; Serinales; Debaryomycetaceae. The transcript has a single exon. Gene Ontology annotation, molecular function: DNA-binding transcription factor activity, RNA polymerase II-specific; RNA polymerase II cis-regulatory region sequence-specific DNA binding. Gene Ontology annotation, cellular component: nucleus. Gene Ontology annotation, biological process: regulation of transcription by RNA polymerase II. Bases 495 to 2429 code for a protein of 644 amino acids. The record is from RefSeq and is a predicted model, not a curated record.
AAUACAUUGUUUAUUUUAUUUUUAUUUGAUUACCUUCUUCAACCAACUGUCACCUGUCACAGCGGAUAAAUUUAAGACUCACCAUAAAAUUUUUUCUUUCUUUUCAGGAAUUUAUGAAAUUUACAUAACCUUUUCACGGUAUUACUAAACAUAUAUAUAUAACGAAAGCUAUCCCGAGCGAUUCAAUCAACGUCAGGCCACCGAUAUUGUCAAUAAAUAUAAAGAGCCAACACUAUCGAAUCCUUCCAGCUAGUCCGAUUUGAAAUCUCAUCCAAAAGCAAACCCCAUCUCAGUCACGCACUUGACCGAAAAAACUAUCUGACUGUAUUUGUGACUGUUAUUUAUAUCUCCACUUUCCAAGUACCGACAAAUUUAUGUUGAUUUUCAUGUCAAAGAACACUUACCCAAUAUUGAUUUGUUAAAAGCUGUUUAUAAGAACGUUCUUCAUUUUACGUGAUAAUUCCAUAGUAUCUACACAGCAAACAAAUGGUACAAUGUUUUUUUUCUCUCUUGGUUUAAUUCAUGACACAGCUAAGGCUACCUCUGGUAGCGGCAAUAGCGCCAGUGCCGUUGCAACCAAAAGUUUCACCGCCCCAAAUUCCAAAACAUUUGGUCUCUUAGCGACGAAGAACUUAUUGGGGUUAAAAGUCAAUGUGUUCAAAUUUUUAAACAAUUUGAUCUUCAAGGGCACUACCAAUCUUGAUGCGAACGGAUUAUUUCCGCCAUUAUUUAAGUCGACAAUCGUUAACUUAUCCAACCAAAAGAAUCAGUGCAGAUUACCAGUUAAUUGCGCGGCCGACGACUUGGAAUUAAGUUUGGGUGGUGCGAACGACCAAAUCGAAUUUUUCAAUAAUAUCAUUCUUAACGGCGUGGGAGGAGUUUCCGAUUUCAAUUCGAGCUCUGCACUCUCGAAUACGCCUAACAGUGGGAACUUUGGAAACGGAUCCAACAAUUUCUAUGGCACCGGACUCGACUCCAACGAACUCCCAGAAUUUGACGAUUUUUACGAGGCUCAUAGCCACCACAACACACACACUCUCGGUGGGCACUCUAGUCAGUUUGGCAAGUUCAAGAAUGAAGGCGACGAGUUGUUUGCUGGCAAGUCUAUGAACUUCACUGUUCCAUUACCUCAAUCUUUCCAUCACCACCAGAUUGCUCACAACCACCAGGAGUUCAUCGAAGUCAACAAAGCUAACAUUACGUUGAUACCAAAUGCUUCUCUUUCGUUGUCCAAAAGCUACCUGAAUUCCAACAAUGGCUCGUACCACAACAGUGGCGACGACUACUUGAAGCUGAUGAACGUCGUCGGUUUGUCUAACGACUCGCCAUACUUCAAUGACUUCAUGCACAAUGAAGGAAGACAAAGUCAGGCACAAGACGAUUACUUUUCAUCGUCUGUUUCUUCCAGCGAAAGUUACAUCAGUCCUUUGGAUGAUGAAUUUUUCAAGAAGUUCAAUAGUGUUGAAAACACUGAUCAGUUGAGAAUGAACAGCACAACUAGCUCAUUCUCCAAUGUGGACGUUUUAUUUGAUGACGAGGACGAUGUCUUUGCCGCAGUGGACGAUUCUGCAAACAGAAAGAGAAAAAUUGAAUCCAUCAGCUCUGGUUCAUCUGUUGCAUCGGUAGUAUCUGCUUACAACAUGGAUGAAGAGCAAUUUUUGAACAAUACCUCUUCCUCUUUGCAAGCUUUGUAUACUCAAGCUCAAUCUAAAAAUCUCUACAAGAUUCCUCCAAAGAAGUACAGAAAAUCUUUCAGCAAGGAAAAGGUAGCUUCAAGGCAAGAGAAAAAAUCUAAAUUGACUUCUACCUUGACCACCACCACCAAUCCUUCUCAAACCAACGAACCAGUUGGAUAUGACACCCGCAAUAACAGUGUAGUAUCUUUGACUUCUACAAUUAGUGAGCGCAGAAAGUCAGUCCGUUCCGCAGCAGACCCUUCUUUGCCUCACGAAUGUCCGCACUGUGAUGCAGCAUUCAAAGUGAAGGGUUAUUUGACUCGUCACUUGAAGAAGCAUAGUCCAGCUAAGGCAUUCGUGUGCCCAUUCUUUCAAGAACCAUGCGACGGAAACUCUGGAACUAAGUGCCAUCCAACAGGUGGUUUCUCUCGUAGAGACACGUUUAAGACACACUUGAAAGCACUCCACUUCAUCUACCCUCCAGGCACUAAGUCUAAUGAAAGAAGUAGUAUCAGUGGUAGAUGUGCUGGUUGCUUCAUGUAUUUCGAGAAUAAUUUUGUUUGGUUAGCUAGACAUAUUGAGUCUGGUGAAUGCAAGGGUACAGUACAACGCAAAUUACAAGCACACAAAGAACAAGUUGUUACAAAGGAAGUUGAGGUCGUUAAAGUUAAGAGUGAAUACGAAGAUACAGAUUUGCUUAAAGAGGACUUUGAUGAAUCGUCUCACUUUGUUAAAAAAGAAUUACUUGAUUAAUCAUUGUGUGUUCGACUUGAUACAGCUGGUCUGAAUUCUUGAAACUUGUUGGUGCUACAAUUACAAUUACUUCAAACAAGUUCCAAAUUGCAUAUUUGUUUUUAGUUGUCCUGUUUGUUUGCUUUCCUUCAUCACUUGCAUAAUUUCAAUUCAUUGGGUGAGCAAAGGGUAUAGUUGAUAUUACUCUUAAUUUCUCGACUCUGAAGAAUGGGUUCACUGUUCUUAAUUUUUGGUGAUUGCCUCGAACUGUUUAACCUUGGAUGUUUUUGAUCCUAUACUUUCAUUUCGCUGUGAAAAUAUUUCCAAAUGGUCUUGAUUUGGAUAUGUUCUGAGAAUUAUUUCUAUUUUACUUCAUAUGAUGACCUUUUCAUUUUUUAUGUAUGAUCUUUUCAAUAUUUAUUAAUUUUAACAAUAUAUGGGUAAUUUAAAUU